GCGGCGGGGCAGCGCUCAGUGUCUUCAGGCAGCACGAGCCGCAGGGCUCCUGGUCGCUGGUUGAAGAGGGGUGGCGUUCAAGAGAUCUCUGAGGGUCCGUGCGUAGCAAUUUUGGCUCAAGCCGUUGGCCUUUUGGUCUAAUUCUAGCAGCGUCGCAGCAUAUCGCGUCACGGCCGGUUCCCCCAUCUUCUGCACUCACGGGGACUUCUGACACCCUGACACCUUAGUAUAAUAUGGUUGCAGACGUCAAGAUCGAGAAAGCGCUGAACCCAGAUCAGCAACAUUUCAUUGACACAGAGAGCGAGUUCGGUGCCCACAACUACCACCCGCUUCCGGUCGUGCUUGAGAAGGGUGAGCGAUGCUACAUGUGGGACACGGGCGGGAAGAAGUAUUUUGAUUUUCUCGCGGCCUACUCGGCCGUGAACCAGGGUCAUUGCCACCCAAAGAUCGUGAAAGCGAUGAUGGACCAGUGCCAGAAGCUCACGUUGACAUCACGAGCCUUCCACAACGACGUGUUUGCAGGCUACUGCAAGUUCGUUACCGAGUUCUUCGGCUACGAGAAGGUUCUUCCGAUGAACACUGGAGUAGAGGGAACAGAAACUGCUAUCAAAUUGAUGAGGAGGUGGGGAUACAUGAAACGCGGCGUCGCGCCCAACAGGGCGCAAAUCGUUUUCGCAAACGAUAAUUUCUGGGGGCGAAGUAUCGCGGCCGUGAGCACCUCUACCGAUCCAGACUGCUACGAAGGGUUCGGUCCUUACGCCCCUGGUUUCAUCAUGGUCCCUUUCAACGACGUCCACGCGCUGGAAAAGGCCUUCGCCGAGGACCCGAACAUCGUCGGCGUCUGCUACGAGCCGAUCCAGGGGGAGGCUGGCAUCAAGGUGCCAGAUCCGGACUUCUUCAGGCAGGUCAAGGCGCUCUGCGAGAAGCACAAUGCACUCUUGUGCUGCGAUGAAAUCCAGACUGGACUGUGCAGGACCGGAAAGAUGCUCUGCAGCGAGCACUACGGCAUCCGUCCCGACAUUGUCGUGCUCGGCAAGGCGCUGUCUGGCGGCCUGUACCCGGUCUCGGCGGUCCUCACCGACAAGCACGUCAUGGAUACGAUCACGCCUGGUACGCACGGGUCCACGUACGGAGGCAACCCUUUGGCCUGCAGGGUGGCAAUCGCAGCGUUGGAAGUGUUGAAAGAGGAAAACAUGGCCGAUAACGCGCAGAAGUUGGGAGAGAUCUUCCGCGCUGAGCUGGGCACCAUGCAAGGCAAGUACCCCUGGAUCAAAGAUAUCCGAGGCAAGGGCCUGCUGAACGCGAUCGAGUGCGACCCUGCGUUCUCAGAAAAGGUCACAGCCUGGCAGGUCUGCAUCAGGAUGGCGGAGAACGGUCUCCUCGCCAAGCCGACUCACGAUAACAUCAUUCGAUUCGCGCCGCCUUUAUGCAUCAACGAAGAGGAAUUGCGCGCGGCUCUCAAGAUAAUCAUGGACACUUUCGCCGAGUUCGCCUAGGACAUUUGAUGAUUUUGACGGCGGCUGCAAUGCAAAAUAGAGGAGCCGUGGCGAGAGUUGAGCAGCAGACUUGAAUUUUCGCAAUACUAGUUCCAUCCUGUGGUUGCGUGCAGACCACGUUUGGUUUGUUGUUUCUUUCGUCGUUCCGAACCGUCCUCGGCUUCUCGGUGCUGGUUCUUUAAAGCGCCCUUGACGAUCAUCUGUUUUCUAUCAUGGCCUGGGCUUUCAACACCAGAAGCUAAACACAUGGGACCAUUUAUGGACACAUCCUACUGCGGAUGCUUUAUGAGCAUUCGCCCCAUGCCGAUGGAAAACAGAGAUCUCGCAGGGUGGUCGUGCUCCUAUGACUGCUCGUGGCAGUGGCGCGCGUGCACUGGUCGAGUGCGGGGCGGCGUGCAGAAGUAGGUUCGGUGGCGUUCUCUUUUGAGGCCCCCGCUUGUGGGAUACGGUAGGUUCGCGCCGCAUUGCCGCGGCGGUUGACCCCAGUGCGGGCGUGUAAAGCUGAACGCCGCCAGUGGCCCAGAAUUGGCCCAGUGAACGU
This is a messenger RNA of Prorocentrum cordatum, 2037 nucleotides long. NCBI's taxonomy places the organism in Eukaryota, Dinophyceae, Prorocentrales, Prorocentraceae. The record is from the annotation of a GenBank genome assembly.